AUGAUGCAAGCUUCAAAUGCUAACUACUCAACCUUAAAGAAUACCGUACUUGAAAUGUGGGAACCAGCAGCGAUAGGUGUCCACAGAGCACCUGAUUUAUUGGUGAAGUAUUUCGAGAAACACUUUCGCCGUUUUUUCAACAUGAUCAACAUCCCCUAUGAAUCUUCUAGGAUACAUAAUUCAAUUGAAUACGUAUGUGAAGACAUUUGCAAACGUCAUAUCUUCAAAACAGAUUUUCACAGUUAUUUCCAUGCUCAGCCACCAUUUCAACUGCGUGAAGCAAUACUGACGGGAAGCUUGAGCGAAGGGCUUUAUCUCUUUUCCUCAGAGCCACCAGAUAUGGACUUCAUGUGCGUGUUAAAGAAUAUCAUGUUUUCACAGGAAGAUCAAGAAGACGGCAGCUUGUUGCUAAGAGAAGAUACGCCUUUUGUUUACGCAUUUAUCACGAGAAAAGAAAAUAAAAACUUGUGGAGUGAGUUUUUAGACGAAGGAGAUAAGCAUACAGGAAAACUUAGAUUAUCAUCAAGAAAGUUGAAGGAAGAACUAGAGAAAAACUACAAAAAAACAGGCGGACUUUUCCGGACUUUUGGCAAAGAAGGACUGGAAGAAGUUGAUGAAGGUGCAGCCGUGACCAUUCGUAAACCAGAACCUGUCGUGCCUUCAGUGGAAAGAUACAGAAAAUUUAAAGAGGAAAUAUUAAGACAACCUUGGCGUGUAUUAUUAGACAACGCGGUUUCGGAUGAAAUUCUGCAUGCCAUGUUAGACAAAUUAAUUCCUUCCAGUGACAUUGUGUUGUCUAUAUCGUGCGAGGGAUGGCCAUACUGUGCGAGGGAAUGGAUUACACGAGAACGAGUUUGGCCAGAUAAACAUUCCGUGGAGACAAUCACACUUGCUGGAUUCCACAUUGUUCCAAAGAGUUCACAUGAUGGAGAUUUUCGUUUAUCUUUCUCAUGUGCUGAAACAAUUUUGGUGAAAACUCUCGAACCGCUACAGCACAAGGUAAUGCGAGCUUUCAAAGCAGUAAUUAAGCACCAUCAAAGGAUCUGGAGUCCAUCUGCCAAGGGGAUUAUAUCAAGUUAUCACUUGAAGACUAUCGCGUUUUGGCAUUUUGAGAAAACCUCACAGGAAUCUUGGACGGAAGAAACUGUAGUUCACCAUCUCGUUGUCUUACUUGAAGAGUUAGCAGAAGCAUUGAGAAUACAAAGUCUUCCAAUGUACUUUAUGCCUAAGGUGAACCUCCUCCAAGAUGUUGAUGAUCCAGAAGUCACGCUGGACUUAAUGGACAAGAUUUCACGACUUUCCCACAAUUUUCCUGCAAUGUCGGAGGCUGUAAAUGAUAAGACUACUUUAAAAGAGAGUGCAAUACUGAUUGACUCUGACCACAAUGUGAUUCACUCCAACCACGAUGACGUUAAUUGA
This is a messenger RNA of Paramuricea clavata, 1419 nucleotides long. The record is from the annotation of a GenBank genome assembly. Lineage: Eukaryota; Metazoa; Cnidaria; Anthozoa; Malacalcyonacea; Plexauridae.